Brassica napus (rape) is the source of this 859-nucleotide messenger RNA. RefSeq lists its product as uncharacterized. The transcript has a single exon. The coding region runs from base 159 to 659 and encodes 166 amino acids. NCBI's taxonomy places the organism in Eukaryota, Viridiplantae, Streptophyta, Magnoliopsida, Brassicales, Brassicaceae. The record is from RefSeq and is a predicted model, not a curated record.
CACAUGGGCCAGCUCUUAAAACUCCGUCACGUCUCUCACUUCAAACCCUCUAUUCCUCUUCCUUCCCGAGAAACUGUAGCAAAACGAUAAUCCAAACGGGAUAAACUUAAUCAGUCUUGUUUGCUCAGAUUCUUAGAGAUCGUGUGAUUGAAAGACCCAUGACUCUGUUCCCGAUUCUAACCGCCUCGUUUCUCUUCCUCUUCUGCGUUCCGUUCACCACCGCAUCUGCAGACGACGAUUUGCCGACGGCGUACACUCUCCUCCAAAGCUACAACUUCCCCGUCGGCAUUCUCCCCAAAGGAGUCUUGUCCUACGAUCUGGACGAAUCCACGGGGAAGUUCCACGCGUAUUUCGACAAGUCGUGCAGCUUCGCCCUCCAAGGCUCUUACCAAUUGGAUUACAAAUCGACCAUCUCCGGCGUCAUAUCGGAGAACAAGAUCACGAAGCUCACCGGCGUGAAGGUGAAAGUUCUCUUCUUGUGGCUCAACAUCGUGGAGGUUAUCAGGGACGGAGACGAGCUCGAGUUCUCCGUCGGGAUCACGUCGGCGAACUUCGCGAUCGAGGAGUUUUACGAGUCGCCGCAGUGUGGAUGCGGGUUCGAUUGCAACGGAUUGAAGUCGGAGAAUUUGGGAAGAAACCCUCUUGUCUCUUCGGUCUGAAGGUGCUUAGCUUAUUCACUUGUAAUUAAUUUAUGUGAAUGAGGGGGACUUUUCUUACAGAACCUGAACUCUUUGGAGGCUUUGGUUCUUUGUUUCAACAAUUGCUUUGCUUUGUAUCUGUUCUUAAGAAGAUCGUUGGAUUAAUCAACCAAUGUAUUGUACUCUUCCAAAAGUAAUAAAACGGUGCAUACAUUGGGAAA